Amoebophrya sp. A120 is the source of this 578-nucleotide messenger RNA. The record is from the annotation of a GenBank genome assembly. Lineage: Eukaryota; Dinophyceae; Syndiniales; Amoebophryaceae.
AUGUUCCUUCCUCUGCGGGAGCAGCUGAAGCAACAGCAAGUAGAAGAGCAAGCACAAGCAUUCAAGUGGAGGGAAAGAGAAGAGCAGGGAGGAAAGAUGGACAUCAUGAACAAGAAAGAAGAAGAAGAAUGCUUUCGUUUAUUCCACGACGCCUUCCGUCUGUUUCUGUAUCUUUCGGAAAUUAAAUUUCAAACUCAUAUUCAAUUUUGUUUACUAUUAUUACAGAAGCAUUUUGAUUUUCAACUUCAACAUAUUCUUCCAUUCGAUUUCAUAUUCUACUUUUUCUAUUUGCUCUAUUCAAUUCUUUCGUCUUGAAGCAUUCAAUGACUACGACUCUUUUAUUUACUUUUUACAACAGUGACUUUCGAUUUUCAUUUUGUAUCACAUUCAUUUAUUUACAAUCUUCCAGCUAAAACUUUGUCAUGCUAGACUACUUAUGGAAGUAAGCAUCUUCUACUCAGGGAGCGAUCAGUAUUGCAGAUUUCCAGACCCAGACACUUGUUUUCCAAUGCAGAAGAUGAAGGAGAAGACUUUCACGACUGAGAUGAAGCAUGGCGCAGAUUUGGGGUAUUUGUUCG